AUGUUGAAUCCAGACAGACAGACAUCCGUGAGCGGCUAGUCCAUGCUUUAAGGAAGAGACACAUAUAUUAAGAAGUGCACAUACAGUAGGAACUGAAUUAGUCUGUGGUAUGUCACACCUUCAUUAUGAGAAGAGGAUGGAACACUUCCUAUUAUUGUGUUGUAGCAUAUCACAUAUUAAAGGGUGAUUUGGUUGCUGACCUUACCAACCUUCUGAUCCUAGGUUAUUUUUUUUUUGAUCAUUACAGAAAGUUACCCGAAUAGCAGCCGAACAAAAUACCACAGGAAGGUCCUCAAACCGAGGUCGAAUAAAGUACGUGUGGGGUUAGAAUCCUUUCACAGAGUGGUUAAUAACUGAAACUGCACCCCACCAAGUAGUAUGAAAUUCAUCGGUGAAGGCUUUCAAAGGGAAAUUGCAAGGAGUAACACAGAUCACAAGAGCCUACUGUCAUUUAUUAUGUGAGUCUGGAUUGUUUAAACUACUUGACUGUCAACAUCAUUUUGCCCUCCAUUUUCCUCAGGGUCUUUCUUAAGUUCGGAAAAAGAUUAAUAUGGUUGUGAGGGUUAAAGAAGUUAUCCUUAUAAUUUUAAUUGGUAAUCAAAUAUGAACCAAUCCAGAAAGUCAUGUUGCGAGCAGUUACGACAUAUUUCUGAAGGCUCUGAAGAUGGAAUCUGUAUUCGGUGACAAAUAUAACUUUUUAGAUGUUGUGUAUUGUUUUCGCCGAGUUUUUGAUGUCUUAUUAGUUGUUCUUUGGGGUUUAGCUCCAUUUACCGGUUUUGUAGCAAUCCUCAUCUUCCUUAUAACUAAUGUUUGUUUUGUUUAUGCCUAUGAUGCUGUUUACCAGCGUGUCGCUGACAACGAAUAUGGUCGGCCUGGUGAAAUCGUAGAGGACCGUCCAGUGGUGGCUUUCGCAUCCUUCAUGGUAUCUGGAGAGUUAACAACGCAACUUGGUAUGGUUUCUCAGCACAGUGUGUUGUAUUUUGUCAAGGAUAUCAAACGUGAAGUGACAGGAAGUGAUCUAUCAUAUGUCCAAGCUGGAGAUGGAUCUUUAUGUUUUUGUACAAUUCUGGAAUUAAAUCCAAAGUCUACUUCCUUGUUAUUAGAAUACUGUUCAUUAUGUUCACUUAAUAAUAUGGCACAGUGUCAUAUGAUUAUGUUGAACAACAACUCACACUUUCGUAUGCUUCUUGGUAAUGUCCCUGAUAUCACAGAGCAUGGACGUACUCAAACUUCUGGUCAGCCUUCUUUAAGACAUAUAAUAGAAAACAUACUUCAAGGUUCCAUACGUGGGGAUGUGUACAAGAUUGAGAUUAGAUGUGAUACAGAACGUGAUGGACAAAAACAUCAUUCAGAUUUCACUAUGUCAUUACGUGUUGACUAUGUCCUUGCUCCACCAGCUUGUAUGAAAAAUACACACGUCAAAACAAAAGAAUUGAAAUCCGAUCCUAGAGAAAAUACUACUAUGGAUUGGAAUCCUGACUUACCUGUUCAUUGGUUAUAUCGAGCAUGGGAUAUGAAAGAACGAGGUUCAUGGUUAAUAAAUCAUCACUUAAAAACAGUAACAUCGAAUUGUGAAAAGUUAAAUGAUAAGAGUGAAUUAUGUAAAUACAUUUGGCAAUCAGCGUUCACAUGUUAUUCAAGAGCUUUACAGCUUGUUUCACUAUGUCACUGGGCUGAACAAACUUGUCGUACAGACGAAUCUUCAUCAUCGAUAUCUGAUAAUGACAAGUCUAGUUGUACAAAGUCUGAAAACAGACGAGAUAGUAAGGAUAGUAUUCAAGUUUUAUCCGGUGAAAAGUCAAUUACUAUCAUUCCUACUAAUGCUUCUGGUGACAAUUUGAACAGUUCAGAAUAUAUUGAUUGUGAUCAUUUUGGUAGUGCUGGUUACAAAACUUCGUAUUCUUUGGAUUGUCAACCUGUACGCUUGGAGUUUAUCUUAUUAUCAAAUAUUGCUCUAUGCCAAUUAAAGGUUGGAUCAAAUGAAUAUUGUGUACAAAAUUGUUCACAAGCUUUAUAUUUACUUGCACGGGAGAAUAAGUCUAUUCCAUAUUCUAAUGACUAUAAUGAUAUGUGUAAAGCAGAAUUAUUUUCUUUUGAGAAAAUUAAAUUUUACUUGGAGAAUUUUCAAAUUACAUGUCGUGAUGUCUAUAAGGUGUUAUUUCGUCGAGCUCAAGCGAAUUAUAAUCUGGGCAAAAUGGAUGAAGCCAAAUUAGACCUACAAAUAUGUAUACAACUAGACAAGGAUCAGUUGAUGAUAUUAGAGGGGAAAACUGAGAAAAAUGAAGAAAUCAAAGCGGUGAAGUCGUUGACAGCAUCAGACGAACAAGGGAAUAACGCUAAUUGUAA
Trichobilharzia regenti is the source of this 2346-nucleotide messenger RNA. The record is from the annotation of a GenBank genome assembly. Lineage: Eukaryota; Metazoa; Platyhelminthes; Trematoda; Strigeidida; Schistosomatidae.